AUGCGCGAGCCUCUGCAGCGCGAGGGCGCGCUCUCGGCCGCCGCCAUGCUGGUGUCGGGCACCUUCAGCACCGUCAUCAUGAAGACCGAGUACGCCGUGCGCUCGCACGGCACCGCCACGUGCGUGGACCCGGCCUCGGGCGCGCAGACGACGCUGUGCCCCUUCGACAAGCCCUGGUUCGGCGUGCUGCAGAUGAAGGUGGCCAUGACGCUGUGCCUGGCCUUCCUGUACGUGCGCAAGUGCUCGCAGCACCGUCGGUACCUGGAGACGCCCGUGCUGCGGAUGCACAAGGGCGGACGAAGGUACGUGGCCACCGCGCCGACCGAAGAGGAGAUGGCGGCCAUCAAGCGCAAGUACGCGGCCCACGCGGGCGCCGAGAACAAGGUGGACGCGCUCAAGCGCAAGUACCGACCGUCGCACAACCACCACAGCAAUGCGGACGCCAACGAGCAGUCACCGCUGCUGGCGCCUCGCCUGCUCGGAGGAGAGGAAGACCAGCAGGGACGCGUGUCGCUGCGCACCAUGGCGGCCAUCGCACUGCCGUCGCUGCUGGACCUGCUGCAGACUGUGCUGUCCAACGUCGGGCUGCUGUGGAUCUCGUCGUCCGUGUAUCAGAUGGCGAGGGGCUCGAUCAUCAUCUUCAGCGCCUUCUUCUCGGUCCGACUCAUGGGCAAGAAGCUCUACGGCUACCACUACGCCUGCAUCUGGAUCGUCAUGCUGGCGGUGGCCCUUGUGGGAUAUGCCGGUGUAGGGCACCACUCGAACGCUACAGCUGCGGACGAUGCCGAGUCAACGAACGCGGUGCUGGGGCUGUUUUUCAUCAUCGCGGCGCAGAUCCUGUGCGCGCUGCAGAUUGUCGUCGAGGAGCACAUGAUGCUGGCGCUGAACGUGAGUCCGAUGCUGUUAGUCGGCUUUGAGGGGCUCUGGGGACUGGUCUUCUACAUCAUUUUAGUACCGAUCCUGACGCUGACGCCUGCAACGGGGUCGGCUUUCGCUCGCACAUGGCACGAGGACUUUGUCGACUCGUUCGUGCAGGUCAAGAACUCGCCCACACUCAUUAUGGUCAUUCUGGCCUACAUCGUUGCGGUGGGCACGCUCAACGUCACGGGCAACUACGUGACCAAGCACCUGUCAGCCGUCAUGCGCAGCAUUGCCGAGACAUUGCGCACACUCGGUGUCUGGAUGCUCAGUCUCUUUGUUUACUACGUAGUGCAGUGGCAAGGCGUGGCAUCUCCCGGGGAGCAAUGGACUGCGUACAGUUGGCUAGAGCUGCUGGGCUUCGUCUUGAUGGUUUACGGCACUCUCGCGUACAAGCAGCUGAUCCAUCUACCGGUGUCGAAGCUCUACGAGGCCGAGCAGCGUGACCAGCGUCGGGGCCGCGGCGACGACAUCAAGUCUCCCUUCAUGGGCAACAUGCACAAGUAG
Phytophthora sojae is the source of this 1425-nucleotide messenger RNA. RefSeq lists its product as hypothetical. The transcript has 4 exons. Gene Ontology annotation, biological process: pyrimidine nucleotide-sugar transmembrane transport. Lineage: Eukaryota; Oomycota; Peronosporomycetes; Peronosporales; Peronosporaceae. Gene Ontology annotation, cellular component: Golgi membrane. Gene Ontology annotation, molecular function: pyrimidine nucleotide-sugar transmembrane transporter activity. The record is from RefSeq and is a predicted model, not a curated record. Bases 1 to 1425 code for a protein of 474 amino acids.